AUGGAAUCCAGUUUGGGAGGGUUCGGAAGGCAAUUUCGGGAUGAGCAUGACGAUGUCGAUAUGAAUGAUGAAACAGGAGGUGAAGUGCAACAAUUGGCGUAUACUGCUAUUUUAGAGCAAAGUUAUGGGUUAAUUCUAAGAGAAAAAAGUACUAUGGAGGUUGCUUUGAAGGAUGGUUUGGAAAAGUUCCUUAAUAGUGUGGUGUUGAAAGAGUGGAUGGAAAAGAUGAAUGAGCUUUUUAGGGAAGUGCAUGAAGGCGCAAACAACAAAAAAGUGAAUGAGCCGGAGGGUUAUAAUGAGUUAAAUAUGAAUGAUAUGGUUGAUGGCUAUGGAGGAAACAGUUCACUUGUUAGAGGAUUGGUAAUUAAUGAAGUUAAUGUAGAGAAAGAUGUAAAUUAUAAUACACAUACCAAUGCUUUAACAAUGAGCCAGUUUCAUCGACUUUCGGGGGUGAAUGAUGAAAUGAUUAAGUUGUUGGAAGAAACUGAGUUACAGGUGCAUAGAAGGAAACAGCUAACGUCGGGAUUCAGUGGGGAUUAUGUGGUUGAAAGAAAUUUAGGAGAAGUUGUUGAUAAUGCUGCAAAAGAUGUUGAUAAUGACAAAAGGGAAAAAUGUAUCCCUAAAAAGGCAAAAAUAUUUCAUUCCCAGUAUAUUAAAAUAAUUUUUAAGGUUGGGGAUAAAUUGACUAAGGAUGAAACAGAAAUAUGCAAUUUAGUUUUUGCAUCUAAUAGAGGUGAUUGGUAA
Messenger RNA from Lactuca saligna, 744 nucleotides. NCBI's taxonomy places the organism in Eukaryota, Viridiplantae, Streptophyta, Magnoliopsida, Asterales, Asteraceae. The record is from the annotation of a GenBank genome assembly.